UGCACACGCGGGACAGACACCCCACACCCCGCGGGGGCACCGGGGGGGGCACCGGGGGGGAGGCGCAGCCCCACGGCCACGUGUCCAUCUCCCCGUGGCCCCGUGUCCUCAUGGCCCCGUGUCCCCAUGGCCCCGUGUCCCCAUGCCCACGUCCUCAUGUCCCCACCUCUCCAUGUCACCACAUUCCCGUCACCACGUCCCCAUGUCACCCUGUCCCCACAUCCUCAUGUCCUCAUGUUCUCAUGUCCCCACCUCCACAUCCCCAUGUCCACGUCCGUGUCCCUGCAGGCCCAUGUCCCCACUCCCACAAUCCCGACGUCCCCAUGUCUGUGUCCCCACAUCCCUAUGUCCCCAUGUCACCCUGUCCCCACGUCUCCACGUCCCCACAUCCCCACGUGCCCAGGUUCCAACGUCCCCAUGUCACUCUGUCCCCCGGUGUCCCCACAUACCCCCCUUCCUCCCUCUGCUCCCGGGAUCAUUUCGGGGCCAGGCAGGGCCCGUCCCUGGGCUCUGCCCCUCCCAGGGGGUCCCCUGAGCGCCGUGUCCCCCCAGCCCGUCCCGCCAUGGGGGGGCUGCUGCAGGCGCUCGUGGGGGUCUCGGAGAAGGCGGCGGAGCUGGCGCGGCUGUGCCGGCGGGAGGAGCCGCUCUUCCAGCUCCUGGUGGCCGAGAAGACGGGCCCCGACAGGAACAGGAGGUUCCUGCAGGACUUCAAGACCCUGGCGGACGUUCUCAUCCAGGAGGUCAUCAAGCACGACCUGGGCAAGGAGUUCCCGGAGCUCCAGGGCCACAUCCACGGGGAGGAGUCCAACGAGUUCAGGGACGUGCAGGGGGGCACGGUGGCCGUGCGUGUCUGUGCCACACGGGAGGACACGGUGGCCCUGCUGCUGUCGGUGCUGGGCCCCGAGCAGGCGGCGGCCGAGCUGCUGGCGGACGCCGUGCACCGGGACGUGGUGCUGGGGGAUGUGACGCUGGCGGGCGCCGAGCCCGGCGUGUCCCCCCGGGACCUGGCCGUGUGGAUAGACCCCAUCGACUCCACCAACGAGUACAUCGGGGGCCGCGAGGACGUGCCCCCCGUGGAUGGCAUCGCCCCCGCCGGGCUCUGCUCCGCCCUGGUGCUCGUCGGGGCCUUCGACCGCCUCUCAGGCCGCCCCGUCCUGGGCGUCAUCAACGAGCCCUUCUUUCGACGGGACCCAGAGACCCGCAGGUGGCAGGGCAGGUACCACUGGGACGUGGCCCACGGGGACACCCGGCUGUGCUCGUUGAGCCCCCCCGACCCCCACCCCGUGCCCCGCGUGGUGCUGAGCCGGGCGGAGGGGGCGGCCGUGCGGGGGGCUCUGGGCCCCCUGUGCGGGGGGCGCCUGCACUUCGCGGCGGGCGCGGGGUACAAGAUGCUGUGCGUGAUCCUGGGGCUGGCGGACGCCUACGUGCUGUCCGAGGGCACCACCUUCGCCUGGGACGCCUGUGCCCCCCACGCCAUCCUGCGCGCCCUGGGCGGGGGGGUGGUGGCCCUGGAGGGGGCCCUGCGAGCGCGGCGGGAGGGGCGCGCCGGGGACCCCCCCGAGCUGGUCUAUAACCGCCCGGCAGAGGGGGCGGGGGGGGCCGAGCGCUGGGCGAACCGGGGGGGCCUCGUGGCUUAUCUGCACCCCCAGCACCUGGAGGCCGUGCUGGGGGCACUGGCCACCGUGCCCGGGCUGUGAGCCUGCGGCCGAGACCCCCGCGGGUGGGUAUGGGGGGCUGGGACCCCGGGGUUAAGGGUUCGGGAUGGCUGGGAUCCGAGGGUAUGGGGGGACUGGGACCAAGGACAGUGGGAUGGCAGGGACCCCGGCGUGGGAGGUCAGAGGGGUCUGGGUCCCUGGGGUGUGGGCUCAGGAGAGGCUGGGACCCCAAGGUGUGGGGUCAGCACUGUCUGGGGUGCAGAGCAGAGGGUCUCAACGACCUUGAGGUGCAGUCACAGGGUGACAGGGACCAAGGGCAAGGGGAUGGCAGGAACCCCGGGUUUGGGGUCAGAGGUGUCAGGGAUCCCAGAGUGUGGGGUCAGGGGGCUGAGACCCCGGGUUUGGGAUCAGGGGUGUCAGGGACACCAGGGUACAGGAUACAGGGGGACAGGGACUCCGGGGUGGCCAAGACCCCCUGACCGAGGGCAGCCGGGACGGGGUGGGAGCUCUGAGUGCCGGGUCCCCUCGGUGGGACCCCCCGUGUGUCCCCCCCAUUAAA
Messenger RNA from Lepidothrix coronata (blue-crowned manakin), 2214 nucleotides. RefSeq names its product inositol polyphosphate-1-phosphatase (gene INPP1). Gene Ontology annotation, biological process: phosphatidylinositol phosphate biosynthetic process. NCBI's taxonomy places the organism in Eukaryota, Metazoa, Chordata, Aves, Passeriformes, Pipridae. The transcript has 5 exons. The record is from RefSeq and is a predicted model, not a curated record. The coding region runs from base 111 to 1697 and encodes 528 amino acids. Gene Ontology annotation, molecular function: inositol-1,4-bisphosphate 1-phosphatase activity.